Molecule: messenger RNA, 620 nt
Organism: Labrus bergylta (ballan wrasse)
Lineage: Eukaryota; Metazoa; Chordata; Actinopteri; Labriformes; Labridae
Gene: agr1
Product: anterior gradient 1
Cellular component (GO): endoplasmic reticulum
Source: RefSeq, a predicted model, not a curated record
AUGAUGCUUCGCUGGGUCUUGUUCGCUUUGUUCUUUGGUAUCUGUGCCAGUGCCGGAGAACAGAAGAGAAAAACACCAGCGUCUGAGUCCUUGUCGAGAGGCUGGGGGAAUGGUGUUACUUGGAUAAAAAGUUAUGAAGAUGGACUGGCAAAGAUGGCCAAAAGUAAGAAGCCCCUGAUGGUCAUCCAUCAUAAGAAAGGCUGCCCGCACAGUGAAGCUCUGAGGAAGGCUUUUAGCAGCGAUAAGUCCAUCCAGAAAAUGGCCAAACAGGAUUUCUUUAUGAUCAACUUGGUGGAAGAGACUACGGACACAAAUUUGGCCCCUGAUGGCUAUUAUGUUCCCAGAAUCCUCUUUGUUGAUCCAUCAAAAGCUGUGCGUAACGACAUCACUGGAAAGUACAGCGAACGCCUCUUCACCUAUGACCCAAAAGACAUGGGACUUUUGGCCAAAAACAUGAAAAAAGCCAAACUCCUGAUGCACAGUGAACUCUAAACAGGCUCCACCUGGCAAUUGGAUUCUAUCUAUCCUUCAGCAAUGCUGGGCUCCAUGCUCAUUGAUCAGCACAGGAAUGGAAACAUCUUGUUGAGAGCUCAAUAAAAUAAUUAUUAACUAAAAUAAUU